CAUAACCAAGCACCAGCUGGGCAUACACGACGCGGACAGACAGCCACUUCGCCCACUUACCAUACCCUCUCUCUGAACCUUCAUCCUCUUCCUUCUUACGACUGAGAGGGAGAUUAAUUGCUUUACUUAGCUCGCCCCAACGACAAUUGCAAUACUGGGGCUCCUUUCUGCCAUCGCCAUGUUCACACGUCGUGCGUGUGCCAGCGUACGCAGCGCUUUCCCCGCCCAACAUACGGCAGUUGUCCGUUCCCGGCCCUUUGUUGCUAUCGCUGCUACACAGGGUCCAGCACGCAGUCCUGCGCUCGCCGACAUCACGCCUGAUAGCGCCUUGAGCUUCAGUGAGAAACAGAAGGACUUCCGUGACGGUCUAGUAGCAGCUCAGAAGCAGAAAGAACAGCAAGAGAAAGAAGCCCGCGCCCGUGAGCAAGAGAGCGGUAAGAAGAAAGGCGGAGCACUAUCUUCACUCAUCUAUGGCACGCCCGAGGGCCGCGAUCUCGACAAGGACAUAGAGCGUAGCUUUUCCCAGGUCCUAGCUCGCGGGAAGUAUGUCCACUCGAUCGUCUUCCACGAUGUGAAGCCGGACAAGGUUGACGAAUAUACGGAGCUUGUGGGCAGUUGGUACCCGAAGAUGGCAUCUAUUCCCGAGAAUAAAGUGCAUCUCGUGGGGAGCUGGAGGACCGAGGUAGGCGACUGCAACACGUUUGUGCACAUCUGGGAAUAUCAACGGUAUGAAGGCUAUCAUCAGUCGUUGCACAAUAUCCAGUCCCAUUCCGACUUCCCUGCAUUCGAUGCCAAACUCAAGGCGUUGAUUUCCUCCAAGCACACGUCGCUCAUGCAGGAGUUUUCCUUCUGGCCAACAACCCCGCCGCGCGAGCUCGGCGGCUUGUUCGAAUUGCGCUCCUACACGCUACAUCCGGGUAAUCUGCUGGAAUGGGAGACACACUGGCGACGUGGCUUGAAAGCACGUCGAGAAGUCAUGGAAGGUGUUGGUGCGUGGUUCGUACAAAUUGGCGAUUUGAACACGGUGCACCAUCUAUGGCAAUUUGCCAACCUGGAGGAGCGCAAGGUUCGUCGUGAACAGAGCUGGAGCGUUGAAGGCUGGGGAGAAACGGUACAUAAAACAGUGCCGCUCAUCCAGACUAUGAAGAGCAGGAUCCUCAUUCCAUGCUCCUGGAGUCCAGUCGCAUGAGCUUGGUUGGAGCAGGAACAAGCAUGCACCACCUGGAGACAUAAUUUUUUACUGCACAGAACACUCAGAUCUCAAAGACAAUGCAUAUCUGUGCACAGAUAUUGGAGGGAGUGUUACGAUUGGAAGCUGAGAAUGAUAAAUGCCAUGCAUGGUAUGUAAGAAAAAGCAGUCAGUCGCCAUCUCAGAUAGCAACAACCAGUGACAGAUAAUUAUGCGCCAUCUCCAUAAAUGCUAUCGUG
Molecule: messenger RNA, 1428 nt
Organism: Cucurbitaria berberidis CBS 394.84
Lineage: Eukaryota; Fungi; Ascomycota; Dothideomycetes; Pleosporales; Cucurbitariaceae
Product: NIPSNAP-domain-containing protein
Exons: 3
Coding region: 179-1189 (336 amino acids)
Cellular component (GO): mitochondrion
Source: RefSeq, a predicted model, not a curated record